UUGCCCCCCCUUCCAUCGCGCUGCACUUGGUUUGGUCUGGCCGAGGGGUGGGGUGGGAGCCUCCGGUGAUUGACACAUCUCGCGCACUUGGCCCUGUCCCCGCGCGGUGUGAUUGUCCCAACACGGCUUCCGGUUCCGGUCGGGCCAUGGCGGCGACGCGCGCGCUGUGAGGGCUAUGGCGGCCCAGCACGCAGAGAAGCUGGAGGGAGCGGUCCCGGCCCCGCCGCCCCCGCCGGGGCCCCCGCACCCCGCGGGUAGCACUGCCGCCGGCGGGCCCGGCCGGAAGCAGGGGAAGGCAGGUGAGCGUGGGGGGACCGGGACCGGGGUGGGUGGGGGUCGCCUCGGCCCCGCUGACGCGACCUCGCUUGUUCCCGUAGGGCUGCAGAUGAAGAGCCCCGAAAAAAAGCGGCGCAAGUCCAACACGCAGGGCCCUGCUUAUUCGCACCUCUCGGAGUUCGCCCCGCCGCCCACUCCCAUGGUGGACCACCUGGUGGCCUCUAAUCCCUUCGAGGAUGAUUUCGGAGCCCCCAAGGUGGGGGCAGCCCCUGCCCCCUUCCUGGGCAGCCCCGUCCCCUUCGGCAGUUUCCGCGUCCAGGGGGGGAUGUCGCCGCAGGUGCCCCCUGGUUACGGCGGGGGACCCCAGCCCCUGCGGAGACAGCCCCCUCCUUUCGCCCCCGGGCAGAUGGGUCCAGCCUUUAGCAUGGCCCCCCAGAAUCCAAACUACGUGCAGCCGGGGGGCUUGACCUUCGCUGGGCAGCCGUUCAGCCAGGCCCUAGGACAGAACUUCAGCCCUCCUAUGGGGCAGCUCAUGCAGGGGCCUGUUACCGGCUUUGGGCCCAUGAUGUCCCCCACUAUGGGGCAGCCCCCGCGGGGGGACAUGGGUCCCGGGCCAGCCCUCAACCCCUCCGGGGGCCCAGCAGUGGCUCAGCGCUUCAGCCAGCCCAGCAACCUCUUUGGACAAUCGCCCAUGCAGCGCCCUGGGCAGAACAUGCCACCCCUGCCUCCUACAGCCAGUCCCUUCCCUGGGGCAGAACCCAGCUUCCCUACUAGCAGCGAAGAGGGGGGCAAGAACCCUCCCCCCAGCACCUUCUCCCAGGAGCAGCAUUCAGGCUCCCCCGCCAUCGUCAAUGGGGCACAGCCUGGCUUUGCCCCCAACAGUGCUGGCCGCAGUGCCAGCACUCCUGAGACCAGCAGCCUCCCACUACCACCCUCCAGCAAGGCCACCAGCUCCUCAGGGCACCAGCCGCCACCAGGGCUUGUGUACCCCUGCGGGGCCUGUCGCAACGAGGUGAACGACGACCAGGACGCCAUCCUGUGCGAGGCCUCCUGCCAGAAGUGGUUCCACCGAGAGUGCACAGGGAUGACUGAGAAUGCCUAUGGGCUGCUCACCACUGAGGCCUCUGCCGUCUGGGCCUGCGACUUCUGCCUCAAGACGAAGGAGAUCCAGUCGGUCUACAUCCGGGAGGGCAUGGGACAGCUGGUGACCGCCAAUGACGGCUGAGC
This is a messenger RNA of Prinia subflava (tawny-flanked prinia), 1503 nucleotides long. It is a transcript of the gene PYGO2, whose product is annotated as pygopus family PHD finger 2. NCBI's taxonomy places the organism in Eukaryota, Metazoa, Chordata, Aves, Passeriformes, Cisticolidae. The record is from RefSeq and is a predicted model, not a curated record. The transcript is spliced from 2 exons. The coding region runs from base 176 to 1501 and encodes 441 amino acids. Gene Ontology annotation, biological process: spermatid nucleus differentiation; kidney development.